Messenger RNA from Nyctereutes procyonoides (raccoon dog), 798 nucleotides. RefSeq names its product probable UDP-sugar transporter protein SLC35A4. Gene Ontology annotation, biological process: pyrimidine nucleotide-sugar transmembrane transport. Gene Ontology annotation, cellular component: Golgi membrane. Gene Ontology annotation, molecular function: pyrimidine nucleotide-sugar transmembrane transporter activity. The record is from RefSeq and is a predicted model, not a curated record. NCBI's taxonomy places the organism in Eukaryota, Metazoa, Chordata, Mammalia, Carnivora, Canidae.
AUGAGUGUAGAGGACGGGGGUAUGCCAGGCCUGGGCCGUCCCAGGCAGGCCUACUGGACCCUGAUGCUACUCUUAUCCACUGCUAUGUAUGGUGCCCAUUCCCCAUUGCUGGCACUAUGCCAUGUGAACAGCAAAGUGCCCUUCCAGCCCUCCUCAGCUGUGCUGCUGACUGAGUUGACCAAGCUACUGUUGUGUGCCUUCCCCCUCUUGGUGGGCUGGCAGGCAUGGCCCCAGGGGGCCACACCAUGGCACCAGGCUCCCCCAUUUGCACUAUCAGCUCUAUUCUAUGGAGCUAACAACAACCUAGUGAUCUCUCUUCAACGUUAUAUGGACCCCAGCACCUACCAGGUGCUGAGCAAUCUCAAGAUUGGAAGCAUGGCCUUUUUCUACUGCCUCUGUCUCCAGCCUCAGGGCCUAGCAGUGCUGCUGCUGAUGGUGGCAGGGGCCUGUUAUGCAGCUGGUGGCCUCCAGGACCCUGGGAACACCUCUCCUGGAUCUCCGUCAGCAGUUGCUGCUGGCCCCAUGCCCCUGUAUAUCACUCCACUGGAACUGCUGCUUUUCAUCCUAUACUGCCUCAUCUCAGGCCUCUCGUCCAUGUACACAGAACUGCUCAUGAAGCGACAGCGGCUGCCCCUAGCACUUCAGAACCUCUUCCUCUACACUUUUGGUGUGCUCCUAAAUCUAGGUCUGCAUGCAGGUGGUAGCCCUGGCCCGGGCCUCCUGGAGGGUUUCUCAGGAUGGGCAGCGUUUGUGGUACUGAGCCAGGCAGUAAACGGACUGCUCAUAUCAGCUGUAUGA